AUGGAUUCUGUUGAUUUGAACGCUUCAAUCCCUUCUUCGCAUGCCCUAGAUCAACCUCUUUCUUCUUCCGAAGCCGUGGGAGACAAAGAUGCUUCGAUUCACCUCCGAAAUCCUCAGAUUUCGUCUUCGUCUGAGUUCAUGCGUCCUUUGCAAUCGGAUAACGGGAUUAGCACGACGCUGAGUGGAACGGAAAAGGAUAAAUCUAGCGGAGAGGACGAGACCACAAGCGGGAAGAGGAAGCGUCGAAGCCGUUGGGACUCUCCAUCGAAGCGGAAAUCGAGAUGGGCAGAUGACGAGCCGAAGCCGGUGAUCCAGCUCCCCGAUUUCAUGAAUUUCGAUCCCGAGAUUCAGGAAUUGAAUGUUAGGUUACUUGAGAUCAGUAGAAUUCUGCAGUCUGGUUUGCCUCUGGACGAUAGAUCGGAAGGGCAUAGGUCUCCUUCACCAGAGCCGAUCUACGAUAACAAUGGAGUUAGGGUAAACACUAGAGAGUACAGAGCGAAGGAGAGGCUAAUCAGAGAAAAGCAAGAAAUCAUCUCUCAGAUUAUCAACAAGAACCCUGCGUUUAAACCCCCUGCGGAUUACAGGCCUCCCAAGCUCCAGAAGAAGCUUUUCAUACCGGAUAAGGAAUUUCCCGGUUACGGCUUUGUCGGUCUUAUAAUUGGCCCAAGGGGCAAUACGCAGAAGAGAAUGCAGAAGGAAACAGGUGCUAAGAUCGUGAUUCGUGGUAGAGGCUCUGUGAAAGACGGUAGGAAGAAGGAUAUGAAAUUUGAUCCUUCGGAGAACGAGGACUUGCAUGUUUUAGUGGAGGCUGCGACUCAGGAAGCUCUUGACGCUGCUGUUGGUAUGAUUGAGAAGCUUCUGCAACCUGUUGAUGAGGUGAGGAACGAACACAAAAGGCAGCAGCUUAGGGAGCUUGCUACAUUGAAUGGAACUGUGAGGGAUGAAGAAAUCUGUAGGCAUUGUGGUGAGCCAGGGCAUAGACAGUACGCGUGUCCUUCGAUUGCGAGUACUUUUAAAAGUGAUGUUCUUUGUAAGAUUUGUGGUGAUGGUGGACACCCUACGAUUGAUUGCCCUGUGAAGGGUACUACUGGAAAGAAAAUGGAUGAUGAAUAUCAGAAGUUCUUGUCAGAGUUGGGAGGAAGUGGCCCUGAAUCUUCUCUCAAACAGAGUACUACCUUGGCUCUUGGCUCGGGAAGUAAUCCUCAGUGGGGUAACAAGGCUGGCUUAGGCUCAAGUCCGACGAAACCUUCCCAAGAAUAUGACGAGACGAAUCUGUACAUUGGGCACUUACCUUCAAUGCUCAAGGACGAUGAUUUGAUUAAUCUUUUCUCAUCUUUUGGUGAGAUUGUCAAGGCAAAGGUAAUCAAGGACCAUGAAUCUGGUAUGAGCAGAGGCUAUGGUUUUGUGAAGUAUGCUGAUGUUCAGAUGGCUAAUGCUGCUAUACAGGCAAUGAAUGGCUAUUGGUUAGACGGUAAAACACUUGCUGUUAGGAUAGCAGGUAAACCGCCACCAACUCAAGCUUAUUCUCCAUCAAACCAGUUGCCUGGUGCUUAUCCUUCGUCACAAUAUGCCAAUGGUGGGAAACUGCAGAAUCCUCCUCCUCCUCCUGUGCCUUCCUAUUAUCCAUAUGCUCCUCCCCAUACUCCUCCUGGUUCUUACCAUCCCGUCCCUGGUCAACAUAUGUCUCCGUAUGGAAUGUACUAUCCACCACCACCACCACCACCACCUCCUCCACCUGGCACUGCUUCUCAAAGCCCAUCUUCUAGUCAAAGCUUCCCACCAGGGGUACAACAGCCUCCGUAUAUGAGUUAUCCAUCUUAUUACAAUGCUGUUCCACCUCCACCUCCACCUCCAGUACCGGCUUCGUCUACUGAUUAUCCCCAAAGCAUGGGUAACAAGACAUGGGCCAACAGUCCUCCUCUGCCAACAUCUGAUCACUCACAAGGUCUAGGUAAUCCUCCUGUGAUGCCCACUGCUGGCUACUCACAGAGCAUGGGGAACGUAACCUGGGCUCCCAAGCCUCCGGUAAAGCGAACUGCUGAGAAUCCAUCUGCUGUUGGAGAAUCCGAGUAUGAUAAGUUCAUGGCUGAGAUGAUGAUGUAG
Microthlaspi erraticum is the source of this 2103-nucleotide messenger RNA. The record is from the annotation of a GenBank genome assembly. Lineage: Eukaryota; Viridiplantae; Streptophyta; Magnoliopsida; Brassicales; Brassicaceae.